Messenger RNA from Trichomycterus rosablanca, 2525 nucleotides. Its product is annotated as copine-8. The transcript is spliced from 20 exons. Gene Ontology annotation, molecular function: calcium-dependent phospholipid binding. Gene Ontology annotation, biological process: cellular response to calcium ion. The record is from RefSeq and is a predicted model, not a curated record. Bases 69 to 1757 code for a protein of 562 amino acids. Gene Ontology annotation, cellular component: plasma membrane. Lineage: Eukaryota; Metazoa; Chordata; Actinopteri; Siluriformes; Trichomycteridae.
AAGGGGUUGGACUGACUGAUCUGCUCUCUGUUCCUGCGUGUGUGUUUAUAUUUCGCAACAUAAUCAUCAUGAGCUUCGUUAACAUGGCGACUAUAGGAGACUUCGACCCGCUCAGUUCUACCGUCCCCGCCACCAAAGUUGAAAUCACCAUAUCGUGCAGAAAUCUGCUGGACAGGGACACAUUCUCCAAAUCAGAUCCAAUCUGUGUGCUGUACAUUCAAGGAAUCGGCAACAUGGAGUGGAGAGAGUAUGGAAGAACAGAAGUCAUUGAUAACACACUAAACCCAGACUUUGUGCGCAAAUUCAUUCUGGAUUACUUCUUUGAAGAGAGACAAAAUCUACGGUUUGAUCUGUAUGACGUGGACUCAAAGAGCACCAACCUUUCAAAACAUGAUUUCCUGGGCCAGGCGCAUUGCACCCUGGGGGAGGUUGUUGGAUCUCUGGGGAGUCGGGUAGAGAAACCUCUUGGGGGCAUUCCUGGAAAGAAAUGUGGCACCAUCAUCGUGAAGGUGGAGGAGCUGAACAAUUGCAGAGAAUCUGUGAUGAUGCAAUUUUGUGGCAACAAGCUGGACAAAAAGGACUUUUUUGGCAAGUCUGACCCUUUUCUCGUCUUUUACCGCAGCAAUGAGGACGGAACAUUCACCAUUUGCCAUAAGACAGAGGUGGUGAAGAACACACUGAAUCCUGUAUGGCAGGCCUUUAAGAUCCCGGUCAGAGCCUUAUGCAAUGGAGACUAUGACAGAACAAUCAAGAUUGAAGUGUAUGACUGGGACAGAGAUGGAGGCCAUGAUUUUAUUGGGGAGUUCAGUACGAGCUACAGAGAGUUAUCAAGAGGCCAGUCCCAGUUUAACGUCUAUGAGGUCAUAAACCCGAAGAAAAAAGGCAAGAAGAAAAAAUAUCUCAAUUCUGGGACGGUAACACUGUUAUCGUUUCUAGUGGACACUGAAGUGACCUUUUUGGACUACAUUAAGGGCGGGACUCAGAUUAAUUUCACCGUGGCGAUUGAUUUCACCGCCUCAAACGGUAACCCAGCCCAACCCACGUCUCUGCACUACAUGAGUCCAUACCAGCUGAACACCUACGGCAUGGCCCUCAAAGCUGUGGGUGAGAUCAUUCAGGACUACGACAGUGACAAGAUGUUCCCGGCACUGGGCUUCGGUGCCAAGCUGCCCCCCGAUGGCCGCGUGUCCCAUGAAUUUGCCCUGAACGGUAACCCGCAGAACCCCUACUGUAACGGAAUAGAUGGUGUGAUGGAGGCGUACUACCAGAGUCUUAAAUCUGUACAGCUGUAUGGUCCCACCAACUUCUCCCCUGUCAUCAACCACGUAGCCAGGUAUGCUGCCUCUGUAAAGGACGGCUCACAGUACUUCGUCCUCCUCAUCAUCACAGAUGGAGUGAUCUCCGACAUGGCCCAGACCAAAGAGUCCAUCGUCAAUGCUUCAUGUCUUCCUAUGUCAAUUAUUAUUGUUGGCGUUGGACCAGCGGAGUUUGAUGCAAUGGUCGAGUUAGAUGGAGAUGAAGUGAGGAUCUCAUCCAGAGGCAUUUAUGCAGAGAGAGACAUUGUCCAGUUUGUCCCAUUUCGAGAUUACAUCGACCGGACUGGGAACCACAUACUCAGCAUGGCGCGGUUGGCCAAGGAUGUGCUGGCUGAGAUCCCAGACCAGUUCCUGUCUUACAUGAGGACCAGAGGGAUCAAACCUUCACCUGCACCACCUCCAUAUACACCCCCCGGACAGCCGAUUCAAACGCAGAUCUGAUACUCUCAGCUGUAUCUCUCUCUCUCUCUCUCUCUCUUUAAAUCUCCAGUGAUGUGAAGAGGCUUUUAUUUUGUCUCUCUCUCUCACGUUGCACUAUGGGCAAUGAAGACACGUAGUCAGACGGGGCCAGCGAGGCCCGAUUUACUUCCAAUACGAGCGUUUUAUCUGUCAGGGUUUCUUUCUUUAUCUCUCUCUCUCUCUUUCUCUCUGGCUUAACUUGUAGCCUCAAUGAAAUGAACAGAGCUAGGCGUUUGUUCUCGAAUGAGGAACCAGAUGUGUGUAACCUUUCGGAGAUGCAUUUGAGAAGAACAGCUGCCGAGGUAGAGCAGAUCACGACUGUUGUAAAUAACUGGAUGGAAAUUUUAAUUUCCAUGUAUGUAUAUUUCUCUCUCUCAAGCUUUCUCUCUCUCAAGCUCUCUCUCUCUCUCGAGCUCUCUUUAAGCUCGCUCAGUGUUUACAUGUUGAUGAUUUUCUUACCGUUGGAUACUUUUAUAAGCGUUAACUUAUAUACACUUUAUAUUAUGACUUCUCUGUGCGCCGUCGUUGCCACGCAUGUCAGGUUGCCGAGACGUUUACCGUCACACUAAGCGCAUUGCAUGCCGUGACAUGCCAUUGACUAUUAGCCAGCUCUGAUUCGUGAUGCAUGUUUAAUUUUCUUUGUUUUAAUUCUUCUUUUCUUUAUCUGUUUCUUUUUUACAUCAGCUUGGCACAGUUGGGGUAAAUGUGUGAUUAUAUGUGUGUGUGUGUGUGUGUAUGGGGGGGGGGGUG